This is a messenger RNA of Platichthys flesus (European flounder), 3713 nucleotides long. Its product is annotated as NACHT, LRR and PYD domains-containing protein 12-like. Gene Ontology annotation, molecular function: protein binding. Lineage: Eukaryota; Metazoa; Chordata; Actinopteri; Pleuronectiformes; Pleuronectidae. The transcript is spliced from 11 exons. The record is from RefSeq and is a predicted model, not a curated record. Bases 133 to 3147 code for a protein of 1004 amino acids.
CGCAGAAGCAUGUUUCAGGCUUUAAAGUGACAGAAGGGGCGUGGCAGAGAGGAGACAGGCAUAAAUAGGAGCCAGAACUCCUGCAGAGUUCAGAGUAGAGGGAGCUAAGCUGAAGUCAAAGGCUGACUGAAGAUGAGUAGUUAUAAGGAGAAAGAGGAGGACAGAGCAGAGUCUCCAGUGUUCAGCUGUGUGUCUCUGAAGAGUGACAUGUCCAUGGAACCUCCUCUACUCUUCAGUAAUGAACCUGGACCCUCAAUCACAAAAGGUCAGGACCACAGACUGAGAGCAGGGUCUCCAGGGUCCAGCUGUGUGUCUCUGAAGAGUGACUGGUCCAUGGAUUGUCCUCCAAGCUUCAGUAAUGAACCUGGACCCUCACACACAGAAGGUCAGGACCACAGACUGAGAGCAGGGUCUCCAGGGUCCAGCUGUGUGUCUCUGAAGAGUGACUGGUCCAGAAGAGAGCCUCCAAACUUCAGUAAUGAACCUGGACCCUCACACACAGAAGGUCAGGACCACAGACUCAGAGCAGAGUCUCCAGGGUCCAGCUGUUUGUCUCUGAAGAGUGACUGGUCCAUGGAUCGUCCUCCAAGCUUCAGUAAUGAACCUGGACCCUCACAAACUAAGGAGAGGAAGAGGACUCAUGUUUCAGAGGAGGAGCAGUCGUCCUGCUGUGCUUCGUGUCAGGACGUCCUGAAGGAUCCAGUCUCCACCAGCUGUGGACACUGGUUCUGCAGACAGUGCAUCACCUCAUACUGGGACCAGUCUGGUUCUUCAGGAGACUCCUCCUGUCCCCAGUGUGGACAAAGAUCAAUAACAGCAGAUCGUGGUCUGCAGGAGGUUUCAGAUGAACAUAAGCUCAGUCUGAGGAGGACAUGUGAACAUGUGACUGAAGGAACUGAUGAAACAGGAAGUAGAACCCUCCUCAACAGGAUCUACACUGAGCUCUACAUCACAGUGGGACAGAGUGAAGAGGUUAAUACUCAACAUGAGGUGAGGCAGCUUGAGACGGCUUCCAAGAUGAAGAGCCUCCACGACACUCCCAUCAAGGUCCACGACAUCUUUAAAGCUUCCACUGACCAGCAGAGCAGCAUCAGAGUCGUCCUGACCAAUGGAGUCGCUGGCGUUGGAAAAACCUUCUCGGUGCAGAAGUUCACUCUGGACUGGGCAGAGGGUUUAGAAAACCAGGAUGUGGGUCUGCUGACUGUGCUUUCGUUCAGGGAGCUGAACCUGGUGAAGGACCAGCAGCACAGUCUCCUCACGCUGCUCCGUGUUUUCCAUCCAGCGUUACAGAAGCUCACAGCAGAGACGCUCGCUGUCUGUAAACCUUUGUUCAUCUUUGACGGCCUGGAUGAAAGCAGACUUUCUCUGGACUUCAACCACAGGGAGCUUGUGUCUGAUGUCACACAGAGGUCAUCAGUCAACGUGCUGCUGACAAACCUCAUCCAGGGGAAUCUGCUUCCCUCGGCUCUCGUCUGGAUAACCUCCAGACCUGCGGCAGCCAAUCAGAUCCCUCCUACAUGUGUUGACAGGGUCACAGAAGUACGAGGCUUCACUGACUUCCAGAAGGAGGAGUACUUCAGGAGGAGAUUCAGUGAUGAAGAGCUGUGCAGCAGAAUCAUCUCACACAUCAAGACGUCCAGGAGCCUCCACAUCAUGUGUCAAAUCCCAGUCUUCUGCUGGAUCAGUGCUACAGUUCUGGAGCACAUGUUGACCACAAACCAGAGAGGAGAGCUGCCCAAGACCCUGACUGACCUGUACUCACACUUCCUGCUGGUUCAGACAAAGAGGAAGAACAACAAGUACGGUGAGGGACAUGAGACGACUCCACAGCAACUGACGGAGGCUGACAGGGACGUUCUUCUGAAGCUGGGGAGGCUGGCGUUUAAACAUCUGGAGGAAGGAAACAUCAUGUUCUACCAAGAAGACCUGGAGCAGUGUGGUCUUAAUGUCACAGACGCCUCAGUGUACUCAGGAGUUUGUACUGAGAUCUUCAGAAGAGAGUGUGUGAUCUUCGAAAAAUCAGUCUACUGCUUUGUUCAUCUGAGCGUUCAGGAGUUUCUGGCUGCAGUCUACUUGUUCCACUGUUACACCGAGAGGAACACAGAAGAACUUGACAAAUUCCUCAAAGUCUCCCUUGAUGACCUCCUGAAGAGAACCAUGGAGAAAUCCCUCACCAGUACAAAUGGUCAUCUGGACCUGUUUGUUCGCUUCCUUCACGGCCUCAGUCUGGAGUCCAACCAGAGAGUCUUAGGAGGCCUGCUGGGUCAGACAGAGAACAAUCCAAAGAUCAUCCAGAGAGUCAUCAACAACCUGAAGGAGAUGGAGAGUGAUGACAUUUCUCCUGACAGAAGCAUCAACAUCUUCCACUGUCUGACUGAAAUGAACUACCACUCAGUUCAUCAGGAGAUGCAACAGUUCCUGAAGUCAGAAAACAUAUCAAUGAAGAAACUCUCUGAGAUCCACUGCUCAGCUCUGUCCUACAUGCUGCAGAUGUCAGAGGAAGUUCUGGCUGAGUUGGACCUGAAGAAGUUCAACACAUCAGACCAGGGUCGACUGAGACUGAUCCCAGCUGUGAGGAACUGCAGGAAGGCUCGACUCGUUCGUUGUGGACUCUCAGAGACUCACUGUGAAGUCUUGGCCUCAGCUCUGAAGUCAGACCCCUCACAUCUGAGAGAACUGGAUCUGAGAGAAAACGAGCUGCAGGAUUCAGGAGUGAAGCUGCUGUGUUCUGGACUUGAGAGUCCAAACUGUCGACUGGAGACUCUGAGGUUGUGGGACUGCAGUCUGUCAGAGAGCAGCUGUUCUUCUCUGGCUUCAGCUCUGAGGUCAAAUCCCUCUCAUCUUAGAAAACUGGAUCUGAGUCUAAACAUGCUGCAGGACUCAGGAGUGAAGGAGCUGUGUGGUUUUCUACAGAGUCCAACCUGUCGACUGGAGACUCUGAGGUUGAAGAGCUGCAGUCUGUCAGAGAUCAGCUGUUCUUCUCUGGCAUCAGCUCUGAGGUCAAACCCCUCUCAUCUGAGAGAACUGGAUCUGAGUCUAAACAGGCUGGAGGACUCAGGACUGAAGGAGCUGCUUGAUCUAAAGCAGAGUACAACCUGUAGACUGGAGACUGUGAGAUGGAGGGAGUGGUCUUUGUCCGGAGGCUGAAGCAGCAGCAGCUCGUCUGUAGAGCGGCUCUGACUGGGCCUUGUUGCUGGGAGGCAGAGAAGGUGCACUGCUCUGAGAUCAGCUCCACGGUCACACAGUGUCCAGUCCACCAUCCUAUAGCCACAAUUUGUGUUUCUGAUCAUUUAUGAGUUUAAAAUUCCUGUUUUCACAUCACAAGUUGAUUUAGCUCUAAACACAUUUUAAUCCCUUUGAAUGUAGGAGCCGUUAAUUAGUAACACUAAUAAGUAACACUGAUAAGUUAAAGAAAGAUAUUAUUAUUAUUUUGUUAUUUAUGAUAUAAGAUGUAAUGGGUUUGUAUUUUGGGGUUAUUAUUUGGUUAACUUGUUGUUUAUUGUUUACUUCCUAUCCUAUUCAUUUGGAUAUUGGUCAUACGAAUAGGGGCGGGAGUCAUAGUUGAUUUUAGCACCAUUUCACCUGUUUAGGAAGAAAAGAGUGUGAGUGGGGACGCUGUAUUAUUUGUUGAUCUUCUUUUUCCAUUUGAUCGAUUUAAUCUAUGAGUUUGAAAAUGGACAAUCAAAUGGAUCGUUUUUCUUCAAUAAAAGUUU